AUCAUCAACGGAAAAGUAUGACAGGUGCUGUAAAGGUGUUCUUCAUAUGUUGUCUGCUUCAAGGGAUUUUAUGCCAACAAUGGGAAGCAUUAAUGCCUGUGGCAAUCAGUGGACUUCGUGGAUCCUGUGUGCUGAUCCCCUGCACUUUCAGCUUGCUCACAGGCUGGGAACAACACCUGGAUGAUUCCUGUAAAGCUAUUUGGAAAAGAGGCUGGAGUCAAACACCGGUUUUUGAUUCCAGCCUCACUGGUAGCUUAAACGUCCAGCAAGGCAACCUAACAGGGAGCCUGCGUGAGAAAGACUGCACUACCAUCUUCAAUAAUCUGCCAUCAAACCAUUUUGAUAUUUAUUAUUUCAGACUGCAUUGUAACAGCGCUCUGAGGUACAGCUUUAGCCAGCGUGUUGUGAUCUCCACUAGAAAUCCACUGCCCAAACCUACCAUAACUCCAUCCUCGCUGGAGGUGAAAGAAGGGACUCCAGUGAGGCUGAACUGCACGGCUGUAUCUCCCUGUCCCGUUCUUCCACCAGCUCUGACGUGGACCCCCACUAUAGGUGACAUUGAGGAGAACAUGGAAACUGAAUCUGUAACCUCUGUGAUGAACUUCACCGCUUCUUACCUCCACCAUGGACAGAGGUUAUCAUGUGCCGCUCUCUACAACCGACAAGCCGGUAACAGCGACCUUCUGUAUGAGAAAAGUUUGACCCUCCGUGUUCUUUAUCCUCCAAACAACACAUCAGUCAGCGACUCUGGCCCUGUCAAAGAGGGCAGCUUGGUGACUCUGACCUGCAAGGCCAACGCCAAUCCAGCUGUGGACAGCUACACCUGGUUCAAAGUGGAUGGAGAUCAGGUGACAGCUGUGGGUUUUAAGAACAGGCUUUCAACUACGGUCUCAGAGGUGGACAGCAGAUUUUUCUGCAAAGCCAGUAACAGCUACGGAUCUCAGAACUCAUCCAUCACUCAGAUAGACGUACAGUUUCCUCCAAAGGAAACCAGUGUAAUCGUGGACCCUGAUGGUCCGAUACUGGAGGGCAGCUCUGUUACUCUGCUCUGCAGGAGUCGUGCCAAUCCACCUGUGACCAACUACACCUGGUACAAAGACAAUGAAGAGGAUAAUGAGCUUGGAUCUAGACUGGUAAUAAAUGACGUGGACCCGAGUCAUAAUGGUGACUACCACUGUGCAGCAAAAAGUGAGCUCGGGGAGGAAACUUCAGCGCAGAUUCAGCUGGACAUCGAGUAUCCCCCGAAAAAUACCUCGGUGUUGGUUGACCCCUCUGGUCCAGUGCUCGAUGGCAGCUCUGUAACUCUGACCUGCUCAACCAUCGCCAAUCCAGCAGCUGUUAACGUCACCUGGUUCAGAGUGGCUGGAAGAGAAGCGGAGAUGGUGGGCUGUGAGCGAGACUUCACCUUCAAUGGAAUAAAACUCUCAGAGGAUCAGUAUUACUGUGAAGCUCUAAACGUCCACGGAGCUGAAAACUCAGAGCCUGUCAGUAUUGAUGUCACAUUUGCUCCAGAGAUCUUGCCUUCUUCCCGCUGUGUCCAGGUUCCAUCCCUGAUUCAAUGUACCUGUGACAGCCAGGGGAACCCGCCUCCCUCCCUUGUUUGGGAAUUGGCCAAGGAGCCUGUCAAUCACUCUGCUGUUGUCCCAAUCAGGGAAGUUCCCCUAGGAAGCGUUGGCAUGAGGAGUGUCAUCACCCUGUACCAUCUGGAAGAUGACAUGCCCUCUCUGGUCUGCGUCAGCAUCAACUCACUGGGCUCUGAUAGUUUUGCAUUCAAUGUUUGCUCCAGCAAAACUCAGCAAGGGCUCCAUGCUUCAUCUGUUAUGAUCGGCUCUGCAAUUGGAGCACUGGGGAUGCUGCUGGUGUGUGUCCCGCUGCUUCUGAUCUUUUGCAGGAAAACAAAAGGCAGCCUGUCAUCUGAUAAGGGGAUGGUGGACAAGUCCAACUUUUUGGUUACUCAGGGGACAAACUCUUCAAAUGUGGAUGAGACUUAUGCCAAUAAAGCCAUUCUGAAAGAGGACGGAGUGGCAAAUUCUUCAAAAGUAGAUGGAAUUUUUAACAAUACAGACUUUCUAAAGGAAGAAAGUGUACUGGAGGAUGACUUUCUCCAGUAUGCCAGUGUGGACUUCACCAAACUCAAAGCCAAAUCACAGGACAAGCUUGGGGAAGGGGAAGUUAGAGGCCUGGCCUCCAAGACGGAUGAGUAUGCUGAGAUCCGUCUGCACUCCCAAGGAAGCAAUGGAGGAGACGCAAAGUAGGAAGAGACAAUUAAUGACACUCAUUUGGGACAAGGAAAAGACACUGAUGAUCUGGUGAAAAGAUAGUUGGUGAAAGUGUUAUGGAUUAAUUUAAGGGCAUUUGACAGUCAAAUCACAAGAUUUGGGGUUUCAAAGAGCUUUAUGACUUUACCAGGUCUCUGGUUUCAGUUUUCCACAAGCUGCUCAGCUCAAAAAGUCUGUAGCAGAGGCAGAAGAAACUGCACUGCAGGCAAACUUAUUAUAAGUAAUACCACACACUUUGAUGGCUUUGAUUUUAGCGCUUAACUUUAUCACUAACUCUUUUUGUGUCUCUUUACUGAAAAAUACACUGCAAAACAAAAUAACCAUAAAAAUAAUUUUAAUACAGUGGUAGGUAGUUGUACCACAAUCAGCCACAGUAAAUGUUCCCUUUAAACUCAUGGCCUUUAUUCUUCUCUGUAGUUCAUUACUUCACCAAAAUGCUGCAAAUACAAAUCAAAGUUGGCUGUUGCAAGAGCUGAAUUCAAGGCGUGUUAUUAAAUGGAGCAUGGACCCAUUUGUUUUGCACUUGUUACUGCACGCCUAUAAAGCAACGAAGCACUAAAAUUGACAUUUAUGGAGUGAAAAUAAAGUGAUA
Molecule: messenger RNA, 2871 nt
Organism: Plectropomus leopardus (leopard coralgrouper)
Lineage: Eukaryota; Metazoa; Chordata; Actinopteri; Perciformes; Serranidae
Product: myelin-associated glycoprotein-like
Source: RefSeq, a predicted model, not a curated record